ACCAGUUGGCUGGCCUAAACUUCCGCUGCAGUGAAUUUUAACGGAAUCUAAAAAAUAUGGCCAUACGUUGUUUUUUCUCGGUUCGGAAAAAUCUAAACUGCGUCGGCAGAUUACAACUCCUCUUGUCGAAUGAUUGCAGCGCUGUGAUUGGCCUCUACAGCACAGCAGCAAAGCAGUGGGGAACAGGUGAUGAUUGCCAUGGUGAUGACACCACAGAUGACUCCAGCCAUGCAGGGACCAAUGUGAGACUGCUGGAGAUGAGAGCCAGCAAGCUGGAGGAGCAGGUCAGGGAGCUUACGGAAAGAUACAAAAGAGUCAUGGCUGACUCUGACAACGUUCGAAGAAGAACUCAGAAGUUUGUUCAAGACGCCAAGCUGUUUGGGAUCCAGAGUUUCUGCCGUGACCUGGUGGAGGUAGCUGACCUGUUGAAGCAGACGACAGGAAACGUGCAGGGGGAGGAGGACCAGAGACUGGCCCAGAUCAAGGACAGACUGCAGGGGGUCUUCACAAAGCACGGUCUUAUGAAGAUGAGCCCUGUUGGGGCUAAAUACGACCCUUACCAGCACGAGAUAGUGUGCCACACUCCUGCUGAGGGAUGGGAGCCUGGCACCGUUGCUGUGGUGAAGCAUGAUGGGUACAAGCUCCAUGGACGCACCAUCCGACAUGCUCAGGCUCUUAUAGCUGCCGAAGGAUGACCCAGGUGGGUGUUACACUUUCGGUGGUGGAUGAUCCAGCCUAUACAGAGCCGUAACUGUGAACUUCAACGACAGAAGUGCCUGAUGAAAAGCUCCUGGCCUGUCUGACUGAUGUUUCUCCCUCCCUGGCUGUACCAUCGACGCCACCACCACUCAAGCUACUCCUUUAUUGAACGGGAUCAUCAUCGAUCUGUGGAAGACAUCUCCAAUGAACGGCCAGCUGCCUGAAUUGUUUUGUUUUAAGCGACUUGGAGAUUCUGUAUUAGAAAAGCUAGCUAUAUGAAGCAAAUCUAUUAUUGUUAUUAUUAGUCAUAUGAAUGUGUUUUGCUAUUUACUGACAUUCACAUAUAUGUGUAGAUACUCAAGGAUAUUGUUAUACCUCAUAAGACCUGGUUGAUGAAAACCUUUAGUUUACUUAGUCAUGUGGAAGUUGUGUACAUUUGGAGAAGUUGCAUUAUUCACCCUGCCCUCCACAAUUGUGCUUGUUUCUGUACGUGAGCAAGUAAGAAUGAAGAUCUUGAUGUUAGAGAGAAUCUGUGAUCUUACGGGAUGGGAUGGUUGCGUAGAAUGUGCAGUUACCUGCGUCUUUAUAUGAAGGUUGCAACUUUACUUUGAAAAUGUUGAGAUUUAUGUAUUUAUUUGGACGUUGUGUUUUAUUUAGCAUUACCCAAAGAGCACUGUGUAUAUUUUUAUGAUGCAACAAUGAAAUGGUUUCAGUUAGGUGGGUUCAUAUCGUCUACCCAACCCCUCUCUCCACUUUUGAUUUUUUUUUUUAAAUCUGUCCCUUAAUUUAAAUUGUACUUUGAUGCACUUGAUCUUAUGUAAUACACUUGAUUUGAUGUACAGUGCCUUCCGGAUGUACACACACCCCUUGACUUUUUCAACAUUUUGUUACAAAUUUAGGAUUAAAAUGGAUUUAAUUUAAUGUCAAAGUGCGAGAUUUUUUAUUUGUAUUUUUUUAUUAAUAAAAAAUGUACUAUAUCUUGAUUCAGAAAAGUAUUCAAGCCCCUGAGCGAUGUUCCCUCUAAUGGAGAGGAAAUAUCAGCCCAAGCAGAGAAACACAAGAGUGAACUCCUCAACUUUCUGGAGUUUUCCACUUCUUUACUUAACACUAUCAACGUUUCACUCUACUGUGGGAAUUGUGCUUGAGUCAACGCAAUAUUAGCCACUUUCAAUGUAACAUACCGAAAGAAAAUGAACUAUGCACGACUUAGUUUUGCAUACUAACUGCAGAAGAUGUUCUUGUAGGCAGAGCAGCAUGGGAGUAGGAUUCUAUUGCAUUGACAGGCAUGACUCAUCCACCUACUCUACACAGACCAGUGAGCCAUAACCAAUCAGAGCUGCAGUAGGCCUAUAUGCAAAUAGCCAUUCACUUUGAACUGCUGUGUAUAUAGCAAAAGUAGAUUUGCAUUUAAAAAUAAAACUAUCAAA
Salvelinus namaycush (lake trout) is the source of this 2126-nucleotide messenger RNA. It is a transcript of the gene grpel2, whose product is annotated as GrpE-like 2, mitochondrial. Bases 57 to 695 code for a protein of 212 amino acids. The transcript is spliced from 5 exons. Gene Ontology annotation, biological process: protein folding; protein import into mitochondrial matrix. NCBI's taxonomy places the organism in Eukaryota, Metazoa, Chordata, Actinopteri, Salmoniformes, Salmonidae. Gene Ontology annotation, cellular component: PAM complex, Tim23 associated import motor. The record is from RefSeq and is a predicted model, not a curated record. Gene Ontology annotation, molecular function: protein homodimerization activity; adenyl-nucleotide exchange factor activity; protein-folding chaperone binding.